CAUCUUCGUGCACGUACAAUCGUGUUCGGUACUUAUUCAGACGUGUUUCGAGCGAGAUGGAAACAGUGUAAAUUUAGAAUGUAUAUUAGUAUGUGUCGUUAUUUAAAGUGCUGCCGUGCGAAAAGUGUUUGAUGUGUGAGUUUGGUGUGGAAGUUGCGUGAAAUGAAGGCAGAACGGGAGUCGAGCCGCCAAUAACCCGGGGUUAAAAAAUCGACGAUCGCUCUCGGGCACCAAUGGCUGAUGAUGGCGAGGCAUCGAACAAGCCCAAGCCGCACAGGCCGCAGGAAACAUUCCACCGAGCGCAGGAAACGCAAGUCGAGCACAGGUUUCCGAGUAACGCAGCCGGGAUAGCACCAACACUGAGAGGACCUAAGAGUUUGUGCCUGAAGCGGAACGGCGACAGUUUUGGCUUCACGUUACGACAUUUCAUCGUCUACCCACCGGAUUCGAUAGCGGAGAGCGAUGGGAGGUACGCGGCUGUGGGGGCCUUGUCUGCCCCUAUGGACACCAUCUUCGUGAAACAGGUCAAGGAUCCGAGUCCGGCGAAAAGAGCGGGAUUGAGGCAAGGGGACCGUCUGGUGAAAGUCAACGAGGUGCUGGUGACAAAUAAGACGUACGCCCAGGUGGUGCAGUUGAUACAGAACACCCCCGAGUGGCUGUACUUGUUAGUGGUGCCUAAGGAGGAUGAUAUUCUGCAGAGGUAUUUUGCCGAGACCGCCUACAACCCCAUCAGCAACCAAGACGUACCUCGCUUUGUGAACGACCGCCAAGCAGCCCAGCACUUCCUCGCGCAAACUCUGUACCCUGGCGAGUUUCAAGUGGACGCCAUCUCGUGGAGGUCCCUCCAGAACUCGUACGGUUAUGACUACAAGCAGCCGCUGUCGUACCGUUCGCAGAGGAGCGCCGACAACCUCGACAUAAAGGAUACGCUUAAUCCCACCUACUACCCCGAUGAUUCGUUCAAGCGCCAACGGUCCCGGGCGCAACCCCAAGUGCCUCCGGUUCGAAAAAUGGGCCGCAGGGCGAGCGACGGCUGCGCUUUGUACGACUACCCCGAAUUGACGGACUACGCGGAUAUGAAGACGAUACAGAGAGAAACCCAGAACCAGGAGAUGCCGGCUUUGAGGUAUCCGAAUGCGGCCGGAUGCCGCUUGAGUCUUGACGCGGGGAGGAGGGAGUCGUCGUCGUCGUUAACGUCGUCGCUGGCCGACGGCAGCAAAGAUAGUUUGAAUUCGUACGAUUCGACGUCGACUCUUACCGGGCACGAGACGGACGAUUCGGCGAUCAUCUCGAGGUUGAGGAGGAGUCUGCAGCAGAAGGAGGAGUUCUUGAAGAUGACGCCCGAGGCGACGGUGAAACAGAGGGAGUUUUACAGUAGGCCGAAGAAGUUGGAGAAGGCGAUGUGGCCGCCGGUCGAGUCGCCGUCGAAGGGAAAACCGACGCAUCAGAACUUCCAGAGGGUGAAGAACGACAUCGAGAACGAGAGGGAGUUGCAGUCGGUGAGUGGAGGAGUUCCGGUGGGGUUGCCGCAGCAGAGGGGGGCGAACUCGCCCAACGAUAAGCUUUUCGUGGCUAAUCAAGAGAAGAUCAAAGAGGCUGCUACUGCACCCAGCGGGUUGGACCACGUGGAGCAGUUCAACGGGUCGUUUAAUGCGGAGAGCGAUACUUCGGAUGAGAGACGGCUGUAUCCACCUAGUGUUCAGAUGGUGCAUAAGAGGGCUCGCCAGUUCGAGAGCGGCAGGCCUCUCCCCGAAGACGACCCGAUCCUCAGCGAUCGCACCAGUUUCUAUCGGUCCGAGCUGGCGAGGCUCAGCUCGAAGAAGGUCGUCCCGAACGUCACCGAAAGGGCGCAGGAGUUCGAAACUAGGUCCAGCGAGCCGCGACGAGACGCUGUUGCAGUCCCGGCGAGCCCGAAGAAGAUCCAAAGGGACUCUAGGUCGUUGGAGAGUACUGAGAGCUCCAGCAGCACUAGUAGCGUCGGCUUGAGCAUCGGCGAGCUGGUGGCCAAACGACUUUCGGGAAAUGUAAUGAUUUCCACUGGAAGUAAAUAUAUUCACUGUCCACCGCCCUCAGAAUAUGGCAAGCCCACAGAAACGCCAGAGAACCAGGCGAACAGAGUACGCGCCCGUUCCAGCUCGGCGGAGUCGUGGGUAGUAGUUGAUGCUCAACCAGAACCCAAACCGGAAAGCAACAAGAGGAUCAGUAGACAGGAUGCGAUCGUCGACGAUGGUAACAAAACUAAAGACCACCAGGUGGACGAUCCGGGCCAGAUCCCGUACGCUGACCUGCCUCCUCUUAUCCCCGAACCCGUCGAGCACAUGCACUGUACCCCUUCCGUAUCCAUCACCCCUGCACCCACAGUCCUAGUCCCGCAGACUUCGAAGGCCGUCCGGCCCAACCAGCUAGAUUUGGAAGGGCCCGUCAGGCCCGCUAGACAUCUCAAACCACCGUCUUCGACAGUUGACACGCCGAUGCGUCGUCCCGUUUCACCAGUCAUUGGGGAGGAUAAACCAGUUGUGGUUAAAAGAAGAACUAAAAGUACUAACCUGGCCGACGACGAACGCACCACCAGGCGCGAGUCGUACCUCAAGGCCACAGAAGGGGGCAGGAUGCACAUAGACAGCGACAUGAGCGACGGCGACGUCUCGCCCCAGGUCCUGCGAAGCGCGCACAGACGUUGGCGACCGCCUUUGUUUCCUGGGGACAUUCAGCAACUUCGUAGACUGUUUGAGGACGCUGCUUCCUCUCUGGGCGGCAGCAGCAGCAGCAGCGCAUCGUUGGAUCGAGAAAAGGCCAACGCGAGUCCUUUGGAUAAAGAAAAGCAUGCGGUGAUCAGAGAAGGGCCUCUGCAUUGCAAGAUCACGGAAAUCGACGGGAAGCGUUCCGGCGACCGCUCCUGGAAGCAAAUUUGGGCGGCUCUGAAGGGUCCAAAGCUGUUCCUGCACAAAGAUAAACAUCACCAGAGCCCGAUGGGUACGUCGGACGCCGUGGAACAUUCUUUGGCCAGCGGUGUCGACAUGAGGGCGAGCGAAGUGCGAGUCGCCGAAGACUAUACUAAAAGAAAGCACGUUCUGAGAGUAUCAUCUGUCAAUCCGUGUCGGUCGGAGUUCCUCCUCCAAGCCGAGAAUACCGAAGAGUUUACCGAUUGGUUCAAAGCAUUACAAGAACAAAUGGCAACAAAUACGGAGGCUGAGGCGAAAUUCGAUCCGCUGGCCGCCAGCAAACAGCAAGCAGUCCCCCAGACCGUCCCCGCCUCCACAUCGAUCCUGGUUCCGAGCAACAGCAGCCGCCUCUCCCCCCAACCCUCCAAAGCCAAACCAGCCACCUCCCGCAACCGCUCCCCGACCGGCCAGUCGCCCGUCAGCAAAACCCGCAAACCAUCCCAAGUCGCCGAUCCAUCCUCCACCAGUCCCAAAGUGAAGACGUGGCGCGGUCGCGUCGCCAAGCAAUUCCGCAAGAUGCACGGAGCGAGCUCGCCGAGUUCGCCUACCGCUCCGGAAGGUUCGACUUUCGGGAUACCGCUCGACCAAUGCUUGACUUCGUCGAACAACCCCUACGUGCCGAAGUUUGUCGAAAUUUGUACUGACAUCGUCGACGCUAGGGGUUUGCAGACCGUGGGGAUCUACCGAGUGCCGGGGAACAACGCGUCGAUCACGGCGCUGCUGGAUGAGAUUAAUCGGAACUAUGACGAAGUGCCGGUGGAGGAUCCGCGGUGGAAUGAUCUUCACGUUGUGAGUAGUUUACUCAAGGCGUACUUCAGGAAGAUUCCGGAUUCGCUGAUGACCAGUGCGUUGUAUCCGAGUUUCAUCAAAGCGGAUAAAAUUGAAAAUCCGGAGGGGAGGGUGAAGGAAUUGAAGAGGCUAGUCAAGAGUUUGCCACCGCAUAAUUAUCACACGUUGAAGCACAUCGUGUUGCAUUUGAAGAGAGUGGUGGAGAAUUCCGACGUGAAUAAGAUGGAGGCGAAGAACUUGGCGAUCGUGUUCGGACCGAAUAUCGUUCGGCCCGAGGACGACAACAUGGAAACGAUGGUCAAUAAUAUGACACACCAGUGUAAAAUUGUAGAGACUUUGUUAACAGCGGCCGAUUGGUUCUUCGCGGAAGACGAGUCGGAGAGCCUGCCUGUGCCCGCCGUGAUAUCCGAUGCACAUGAAGAGUCUGAACCGGCCAAUCAAGCUUUGUUACUGGAUAAUAUUAGCAAAUUUGAAGCUUUAAAGGAUAAGGAGAAGAAUGGUGCAUUGUUUUCAUCGAUAAUAUCGGCGGCGCAGCGCAAGGUCAAACGAAAAACUACCAAAGGUUCAGGUUCCUUGAAUGAGAGUAAAGAAGAGGUGACGUCUCCGAACGACAGCGGAGGUUACUCUUCGGGAUCGUUCUCCUACACUGAUCUCAAAGAUGUUAGUACAACAGACGGUAAGACUAGUGUCAUACCGACCACCGUAACGGAUAUGGAAAAAGUGAGCAAAGCGCCACCCGAAAAAGUGCCUUGGUUUAACUACUCGACAGACAGAGAGGAUUUCCACAAACGCAUCGAGAACUUCAAGCAAGAAACCGAGGCAAUGUUGCAGAUGCCCCGGAACGUCGAAAUUUCCGUCAACAACAUCCCUUCCAAGUCGGGUAAUCUGAGCACCUCGACCGGCAACGUCAACCAGUCGCGACAGUCGUCGAAAUCGCUCGACGAUUCCCCUUUGCUUAAAACACACAGUGCUUCCAAAGUUUUCUCCAGAACUAUAAACCUCGACAACAGACACAGCUUGGACAAUUCGUACUCUGUGCAAUACGCGAAUCGGAGUGACAGUGAUUUCGGUGGUAGUUUGCGCGACACGAACCGAAACGAGAGUGCUCUGCAGACGAACGGACGGUUUGUGAUACGGCGGGGCAGUUCGGUCGAGAACGUCAACGCCAGCACGACGGACUUGAACGCGAACGGAACGAUGAAGAAGGUCAAAUACGAGAACGAGAGCGACGUCGGCCAGAGGAUCGGGUCGUUGGACUCCCUCAACAAGGUGACGACCGAUGACGAUACGGAUUUGACGUCGGUCAUCACCCUCCUCGACAAAAAACUGAACAAGAAUUCCCGCGAGAAUCUCCUCUCCGGCGAGGGCUUCCCCUACGCCGACGAGUCGCCCGAAAAGAGUCACCGUGUGAUCGUCGCCUCUCUCUCCGACAAAGACACUAUUUCAAAUCUGAGCGACCUCUACCGGGAUCCCAGCCUACACAAAAACCAGUACAGCAACAAGUCGAAUUAUCUGCACGACGCGAAGGUCAAAGAGUCGAACAAAGAACCGGAGAAGGACGAAGAUUCGACGAUGACGUCCGACAAAGACAAACACAUAUCUCACAAGCUUACCAACAAGAGCAAAACCGCGCCAAAUUCGAUUUUGAAACGUUCGGAGUCGUUGAAUAAGGAGAGGACCGUUUCGCCCCUCAAUAACAAGCUGAAGAGGUCGGAGAGUCUGAACAAGACCGGAGAUAAGCUAAAGCGGUCGGACAGCCUAACCAAAACGGAAAAAACCGAAAGCAAUUUGAACAAGAGGCGGGAACUGGCGACGUCGGUCCGACGCAAGGACGUGACGAAGCUGAAGAGGAAGAACGGGAUGCCGGAUAGGUCGAUCAAGAGGAGGCAUACGGUGGGCGGUACCAAAGACCCAGACAAGAUGACUUGGUGGGACAACAAAAAAUACCAAGAGGUGUCCUCGAACAAGGAAAACAAAGAGAAGAAUUUGAGGACGAGCUCUCCGGAUCUGAGUUCGACGCGAAGGGAGAGGUUAUGUUUCGAAAUAAACUUAAUUGGACCUGAGAAUAUGGUGGUGGCUCUUAAGCAGCAUUUGAUGGGGGCGAGGCCGCAGAGCUUUCCUGAUACUGCGGUGUUCAAAGUACCGCUCGAAUCUCACGUUUAAGGGUGCCUUAAGGGAGUAGACUGAGCGAAAAUGUGCAAUACGCAUGUGCAUUGAUAAUCAUUAUUUAUUUAGGAUAAAUUAAAUAGAAUGGAAGUUGCUUUCGUUGAGUGUGAAAGUAGGCUAAGAUUUUUUUUGUUUUGAUCUUUGAAAAAGACGGAAAUAAUGCGACGCAAAUUUUAUUUUUACAGCAUUUAUCUGUUGUUACUUUUAGGUUUUGCUUCUUUAAAUGUAUGUGAUUCUAAAGUAAUUAAUUCUAUUCCAAGGUGAAGCAAUUAAAUUUGUGAUAAAAAUGUAGUGAUUUAGGCUUGUACAUAAUUGUGUUGUUUUAUUCUUCUCAUGAGUUUAGUUCUUGAUCGCUUUGAUUACCAUGUUUUUUUUAUUUUUCCCCUUUUUUGAAUAUUUCUUCAAACAGUAUUACUUACUGAAUACUGUGCCAAAAGUAUAUACAGCUAACCUUUUUGUAAAUAUUGUUUAUUUGCUUGUGAAUUGGUGUAUAAAGGUCAUUUUAUAGGCUGAGCAUAUUCUUGCCUGUUAUUGUUUUUUAUAGUUUUAAGUACAAAUUGUAUGUGUUGUUGUAUCUUGUGAAGAAUUGUAAAUAUAUUUUCAAUUUAUCCAGUU
Molecule: messenger RNA, 6512 nt
Organism: Zophobas morio
Lineage: Eukaryota; Metazoa; Arthropoda; Insecta; Coleoptera; Tenebrionidae
Gene: RhoGAP19D
Product: rho GTPase-activating protein 21
Exons: 23
Coding region: 234-5894 (1886 amino acids)
Biological process (GO): signal transduction
Molecular function (GO): protein binding
Source: RefSeq, a predicted model, not a curated record